This is a messenger RNA of Polistes dominula (European paper wasp), 1420 nucleotides long. It is a transcript of the gene Efr, whose product is annotated as ER GDP-fucose transporter. Gene Ontology annotation, cellular component: endoplasmic reticulum membrane; Golgi membrane. Gene Ontology annotation, biological process: UDP-N-acetylglucosamine transmembrane transport. Gene Ontology annotation, molecular function: UDP-N-acetylglucosamine transmembrane transporter activity; UDP-xylose transmembrane transporter activity. The record is from RefSeq and is a predicted model, not a curated record. NCBI's taxonomy places the organism in Eukaryota, Metazoa, Arthropoda, Insecta, Hymenoptera, Vespidae.
AAAAAAUAAUUAAUUGAUAGUGAGUCUGAAUUGAUUGAUUGUAUUAUCGGUAUAUAAGGUUCAUUAUUCUUUACACGUUAGUAUCAUGUUAUUUAUUUGACGUAUCAUGUGAAAUGGCUUACGUAAUAAAAUAAAUUAUCAUGAAUAGAAUUUUAUCAGUAUUACCUUGAAUAAAGCUACGAUUGUAUUCUUUAUGUUACUCACAAUCUAUUUUACAUAUUUCGCGGUACGUUGCUCGAAGUGGUUUUUAGGUUAAGUGUUAAAGAAAAAAAUUUCAAUUAAUAUUUAAAAUGCGUGCGGCUAUUGCAAUAUUUUGUGUUUUUUUGGGAUGCUGCACCAAUGUGGUCUUUUUGGAACUUCUUGUUAAAGAAGAUCCUGGUAGUGGAAAUUUAAUAACAUUCUCACAAUUCUUUUUUAUAUCUUUAGAAGGAUUUUUAUUUACAUCCAAAUGUGGAACUGUAAGACCAAGCAUUGGUAUAAAAGAUUACCUCAUAUUAGUAGCAAUGUUUUUUAUUUCCAAUGUUUGUAACAAUUAUGCAUUUGAUUUUAAUAUACCGAUGCCACUUCAUAUGAUUUUUAGAGCUGGUUCUCUAAUAGCAAACAUGAUAAUGGGUAUAGCAAUAUUAAAUAAACAUUAUUCAUUUAGCAAAUAUUUAUCUGUUUUCAUGAUUACCAAUGGAAUUGCAAUAUGCACUAUUGUCAGCGGCAAAGAAAUUAAAUCAUUACAAGCUAAGAACGUUGAACACAUUCCAACUACACCAUGGGAUGAUCUUUUUUGGUGGAUGUUAGGUAUUACAUUAUUAACUGUUGCAUUAUUUGUUUCCGCUAGAAUGGGUAUCUAUCAAGAGGUCUUACAUGCACGAUAUGGAAAAAAUGCAAGAGAAGCUUUAUAUUACACGCAUUUAUUAUCGUUUCCAUUUUUUUUACCUCUGACGUUUAACAUUUAUGACCAUUUUGUUUUGGCAAUGGCAUCGGAAUCAUUGAUUAUACCUGUGAUUAAUUUAUCAAUGCCUAAAGUAAUCGUCUAUUUAAUUGGAAACGUUCUUACGCAAUAUAUGUGCAUAAGUUCUGUGUUUGUUUUAACUACAGAAUGCACAUCUCUUACUGUAACAUUGGUAAUAACUUUAAGAAAAUUCUUCUCAUUGAUUUUCUCUAUCAUUUAUUUCAAGAAUCCAUUUACUUUAUAUCAUUGGAUCGGUACAUUUCUAGUCUUUACGGGUACAAUAAUAUUUACAGAGGUUGUAUCGAAAAUCUCUCAAAGUCUGCAAUAUGAUACUACAAAGAAAGCAAAAGUACAAUAAGUAUAUAUAGUCUUAAAUUUGUUAUUGUUUUUUUUUUGUUUUUUUGUUUAUUUAAAAUGAGGUUUUGGAAAUAAUUAAAUUGAAGCUGUAUUACUAGUAAAGAAAGUUACUUAUUUUAA